AUUGAAUACAAGGAGGAGCACGCCCUUUUAAAAGCUCACAGGGAUGCCAAUAAGCUGAUUGUGGACCAGCGUGAGCUCUUUGUGGACUUUGAACAGGAGAGAACCCUGAAAGGCUGGGUCCCACGCCGCCUUGGGGGAGGGCUGGGGGGUAAGAAGGAAUCAGGGCAGUUGAGGUUCGGCGGACGGGACAGACCUUUCCGAAAACCCAUCAAUCUGCCCCUGAUGAUGAGUGACCACUCGUUUACGGACAGGCAGCACGCAAGAGGAGAGAGGCAGCUCUCCCAGCAGAGAGUACGCGACAGGCAGAGGGAGAAGGGUAUUGACAGAGAUGAGAGACGGAGGGACAGAUCCCAGGACAGAGAGAGGGCAAGAAGGGAAGAGAGAGAACGGAGAGAUAGGGAUCAUGACAAAGAAAGGAAAGACAUUAAGCGGGAGAGACACAGAAGCAAAGAGCACGACUCCAAAAGAGUAAAGGGUGAAAACAGACACAGGGACAAGGACAGACACAAAGACAGAAAAUAAAGAGACUUUGUUUUUUUCUUGGCGUUACUGAUUCUGGUAUUCCUGGUCUGAUCAAAUGACCAAAAGUUGGGGGGUUUGCAUCCGGUCCUGUGGGAAUGUAACACUGUUGCUUUGCUCAUGCUGUACAGUAAUCACUUCCAUAGACGUGGACACCAAGCAGAGAGAGCUUGAACUAUACAAGAUAAGAGCCUUUUAGUAUGGGGAUCUACUUAUUUUUCAAGAAGCACACAGUACAGUAGCAAAAGAAAGUGUGCACUCCUUUAUUGCUGGUACCAUAUAACGUGCGGUAAAAGCGAGUGUCCCUGAUCCAAAGGCUCUCAGUCCAGUCCAUGUGAGGAAGAGCAGUCUAAGCUUGGCACAGCUGAAAAAUAUCAACAUAUUUUUAAUUUAAAGCAAAAAUCAAAACGAUGAAUUUGGAUUUUAAAGCCUUGGUUGGCAUUUAACAGCUUAGUGAUUUAUUAUUGUUAUUAUUUUUGUUUGGAUUACGUUUUAUGCCAUUUUUCCACCCUAUAAUUUAUUGUAUUUCAGUCUCUCAAUCACAAUACACUAUUUUUAAUGUGAGAAUAUUGUUUGUGGUCAAGGCAGUGUACAGGGCAACACUGUAACCAGUAUUUAUAAAAUAAAUAAGUAAAACCUACAUAGCCAUUUGAAUG
Polyodon spathula (Mississippi paddlefish) is the source of this 1175-nucleotide messenger RNA. RefSeq names its product U11/U12 small nuclear ribonucleoprotein 35 kDa protein-like. The record is from RefSeq and is a predicted model, not a curated record. Gene Ontology annotation, cellular component: U12-type spliceosomal complex; precatalytic spliceosome. The transcript has a single exon. The annotation marks the transcript as partial. Lineage: Eukaryota; Metazoa; Chordata; Actinopteri; Acipenseriformes; Polyodontidae. Gene Ontology annotation, biological process: mRNA splicing, via spliceosome. Gene Ontology annotation, molecular function: mRNA binding; snRNA binding.